AUGGCCCACCAAUCUGCGCAGUCCCGCCGGCCGCUGACUCUCACCGAAGAGCUCGAAAAGCUGGAACAGUCUAUCACCCUGACACUCCAAGAAAUCGAUCACAACUUCAGUCAAGCUCACCGAAUUGUGACGACGAGUAUUCUACCUCUGGUGGAGCAGUAUACGGAGCAUUCUCGCGAUGUUUGGGAAGGUGCAAAGUUCUGGAAACAAUUCUUUGAAGCAAGCGCCAAUGUAUCUCUGUCUGGAUAUGAGGAAAGACCCGAUGGCGAUGAGACAGUGCAAGAGACCACUGCAACCGAAGAAGAGCUAUCCGCCGACGUAACCCAAAGCACAGACGUCGACGAGACCGACCAGUCAUACGAAACACCCUCUUCGCGGCGCCAGGGUACCCAUGCUGGCCAUGGUGAUGACAUUGACCUUACCGAGCUCGCGAUCUCCUCGCACAGUACUCCUCGUGGACCAGGCCAAACUGCGGACGAAGACAUGACGAUCUCUUCCAUUGAACGUUCCUCCUCAUACGAGAAUUUGAGAAAGCAGAUCAACGAAGCAAAGGCACCUUUCGAUAUGCCCGACUCAUCAACACUUCCGUCCACCCCAGGGCGCCAACCUUUUUUCCCACCUGAUGCCUCCGUCACCCCAAUGUCGUCACCGUUCAUUCCACCUGCGUCCUCAACAAAAUAUGCAUAUGCAUCUGCAACACGUGGAGAUUCUCAAUACCAGAAGCCAUCCGAUCCCGUGCUUCAUCGCGUCCUUGACAAAACUUACCGGGUCCAGGCAACUCCACUUGGCAAAGGAUACCGCAAUAUCGGCCAUGGCACCAGCACGCAUUCCAAGUUCGCAGUAACACCAAAGGCUGCUGCUUCUACUUCUCGUUAUGCCUUAGAUGAUUCCCCAAUCUCCAGUCCCGAGCCUGAAGCGCCGCGGCUGCACUCGGAGAUUUUCUCAUCUCCCAUCAAGGGUGUCCCCGACACUCCAGGGACGAAUCGCAAACGACGCACCAGCAGCAACCGCGCUCGUGUCACACCAAAGCCAGGAACUAGUGUAUUGACACCUGCUAAGAAGUAUGGAGGCCAUCAACCCGUGUGGGAUAGUGAUGAUGAUUUCGACGACGAGGACUUUGGCCCCAGCCCUCCGAAGACCAUGCAGUUCCAUAUUCCGCAAAGCCGGCUAAUGAAGACACCUGCCAAGGAAGCUUCCAAGCGCAUUGUCACCGAUCUGCUGGAAACUGCAGGAGCGGGCGAUCUCACCGAUGAUAUUGACAAUGACCAAAGCCCAAGUGUUAUCAGGCGGACAGAGCGACUUGAAGAUGAUACAUUCUAG
Molecule: messenger RNA, 1320 nt
Organism: Penicillium subrubescens
Lineage: Eukaryota; Fungi; Ascomycota; Eurotiomycetes; Eurotiales; Aspergillaceae
Product: DASH complex subunit ASK1
Exons: 4
Coding region: 1-1320 (439 amino acids)
Biological process (GO): attachment of spindle microtubules to kinetochore
Cellular component (GO): mitotic spindle; mitotic spindle pole body; DASH complex
Source: RefSeq, a predicted model, not a curated record